GUUAUUUUAAUGGCAGUUCAGGUUGGUUCUGUUUUUUGUAUCAGCCAUUAGGCAAUGAAUAACGUACAUAUAUUUUCAAAGGCAGGGUGAUUUCAUCGUAAAUUUGACAAUUUUCAUACGAAUUCGACUACUGUUACCGUGUUGCACGCUUGCUUUACUUAGAAAUUAUUGAAAAACUGAACGGGCCAUUAUGCAGUCGGCUAUGAACUUUUUGAAGCGAAGACUCUCUGAGAACAGUUUUACCAGCAAUCUUCCAAACGGAUAUCUUGUGGAUCUGGGAGAUGAACCUCAAAGACCGCCAGUACCGGUAGCCACGAGUGGAAGCGCGGAAGUGGAGUUAUCGCGCGAUCAACAGGUGACACCAGCUCCUAUAUCGCAUGAGAGAAUUCCCAAAACAGAUGUCGUUACAGAUUCUGCAUCUUCGAACCAGCAAUCUGGAGGAUUCUUUUCUUCUUUCACAUCCGGUAAUCCACUGUCAAGAAUGAAACAGGAAACGGAACAGGCGAGCAAGACGAAAACGCUUCUUGCUAUUGACGACCGACAUACUGACUGGACAAAAUAUUUCCGAGGGAAGAAAAUUCAUGAUUUCACUAUACGUGUCGAACAGGCCACCUUUGAUGAAAUCACGGUCACGGCAAAUAGUGCGGAAGGUGUCACAGUUGAUAUCAGAUGUGUGCGAGCAGGAAGCAAAAUAUCAAAAUCAUUCAAACCACAUUUUUUGUUGAUCCGACAAUCGCCUCGAUCAAUGGCUGAAGGAGAAGAUUUCCGGAAUCUAAUAAUCGGUUUCAAAUAUGGCGGAAUUCCAUCGGUUAAUUCACUUCAUUCAAUUUAUAAUUUCUUGGAUCGACCUUGGACGUUUGCUCAGCUCAUACGCAUACAGAAAAGAUUGGGGUCUGACAAGUUUCCAUUGAUUUCACAAACUUAUUAUCCAGCCGGAAAAGAUAUGCUGACUGCUUCGUCGUUUCCAGUAAUCGUCAAGAUAGGCCACGCCCACGGUGGGAUGGCGAAGUUGAAAGUGAACAAUCAUCACAAUUUUCAAGAUGUGGCUGGAGUUGUCGCAUUAUCCGGAACCUACGCUGUAAGCGAACCAUUUGUGGAAUCUAAGUUUGACAUCAGAGUUCAGAAGAUUGGUGGAACUUAUCGUGCUCAUGUACGAACUUCUAUCUCGAACAAUUGGAAGGCAAAUAUGGGGUCCGCUAUGUUGGAAGAAAUUCCUGUUUCUGACCGACAUCGAUUAUGGGUUGAUGCUUGCAGUGAAAUGUUUGGAGGUCUGGAUAUUGUGUCAGUCAAAGCAGUACAUGGCGCGGAUGGCCAAGACUAUAUCAUUGAGGUAUCAGAUUGUUGUAUGCCACUUGUUGGCGAAAAACAAGAAGAAGAUCGACAAAUCAUCAGCGAACUUGUCAUGCAGAGAAUGAAAGCUUGUAUGAGACCAAGACCCGAAGCAACACCUCGAGGUCAGAAUCAAUCUAGUAGGCGACAAACAUACGCCAAGCAAAAUCCAUCACGAAACAUGUCUGCACCUCCAUCGGCGCCCGUCAGUGCUCCAGGAUCCCCACCAGAUUCGCCUCGUAGAAGCAAUUCUAUUACAAGCAACUCAAGUGGGCGUGUCCAAGGCGGAAACAUAAGAAGUUCUGCACCAUCGUCACCGGGAUCUUAUACAGGCCCGGUAGCGCCAUCUAACGAAGAAGAGACCAACGCUGAGAAGAUCCGAAAUCUCCGAAAGUCGUUUGCCAGUAUGUUUGGAGAUUAAAAUGUUAAAAUGCAGCUGAUAUCCGUCUAUAAUAUUAGCAUAACGGAUUUUCAUGUACGCACUAAGUGUAUACCAAAAUAAGCUUAGCAUUCUGAAUAUGUAUUCAAAUAUUAAAUGGCCAAUCUUAAAUGUGUAUAUUUUUCAAAAUGAGGUGUUUGGUUAAUAAUAUUGCCAUAUGUGGAAAUGUACAGUACUUUAUUUCCUUUACACAAAGUUCAUAAUUGUUGUUAUAACAUUUUAAAUUAGUAUCGAUUUAUGUGUCUGUAAAACAUUCCAAGAGUCACAUCACCCAUUAUAUUGCUAGUUGUUGUAUCACAUCACUGUUUGUCAAAUAAAAUUCUCACUUUUUUUCAAAGUAGUAUAAAACAACAAAAAUAUUGCAAAUCACAUUUUUGCUCAUCGUCAAUAACAUCAAUGUUAAAUAAAUCGUUUUGUGCUUUAAUAAACCAAACCUAGCAAAUUUAGCCUAUUUCGUAGAUCUAAUGCCUGUUUUAGAUCCCGAAUGUGAGAUUCCUAAAUUUAGUUUUGAAUAUUUCUUUGGCAUCAUGACCAUCUCCACCCCAAUUAAUAACCACGUUUAGCUUUCAAGAUCUAUAUUCUUCCAUUAGUAACUUCUUUUUUAUCGAUAGAUAAAACCCUUGUACAUUCAGAGUAAUAAGCUUCCAUAAUUUAAAGUAGGUAUCUGCCAAAGACGUCACAAAAUAGAGUUGUUAUAAGCGUUGUUUAAUUACAAUUGCAUUAAUCUUAUUUCCUACGUGAGUUUAAAACAGGCAGUCUUUCAAAGUCCGAUAUCAAUUUUAAAUCAGAUUCAAAAGCUAAAUACUUGUUGUAAGAAAUGUUUUUUAGUCUUUCUCGACAUUUGCAAUAUAAAUAUAUAUGUACGAGUGCAAUGUUUUUGUUUAUCUAAAUGUAAGUAUAUUCAACACAAAGACAAUUUGAAUGAUUUUUUUUUUAUCUUUCGUCUAUAUUACAAUCAUACAUGAAUGUUGAA
Messenger RNA from Styela clava, 2741 nucleotides. RefSeq names its product synapsin-2-like. The record is from RefSeq and is a predicted model, not a curated record. Lineage: Eukaryota; Metazoa; Chordata; Ascidiacea; Stolidobranchia; Styelidae. Gene Ontology annotation, biological process: neurotransmitter secretion. Gene Ontology annotation, molecular function: ATP binding. Gene Ontology annotation, cellular component: synaptic vesicle; synaptic vesicle membrane.